This is a messenger RNA of Aspergillus saccharolyticus JOP 1030-1, 1070 nucleotides long. RefSeq names its product SND2/TMEM208 family protein. The record is from RefSeq and is a predicted model, not a curated record. NCBI's taxonomy places the organism in Eukaryota, Fungi, Ascomycota, Eurotiomycetes, Eurotiales, Aspergillaceae. Bases 264 to 788 code for a protein of 174 amino acids. The transcript is spliced from 2 exons. Gene Ontology annotation, cellular component: intracellular membrane-bounded organelle. Gene Ontology annotation, biological process: vacuolar protein processing.
CUUUCACUUACUAACUACUAACGUAGUCUAAGUAGUAGACUGGCGCAACCUCCGUGAUUAUGCCGCAUUGCUGCUGAUACGGAGUACUUACAACAUCUCCCAAGUGCAAAAGGUCAUUCUAAUACCUUACUCCCCUAUCGCUGAUUGCAACCUCACCUACAACCACGACCCUCCGCCUGCCAUCAUUUCACCCACGCGACCGUCAUCAUCCGACCAUAACCAUACUCCAUCAGAGAACAGGCCACCUACCACCCACCACCAUCAUGGCUCAGAAAGCAGCCAAAACUCUCGCCGCGCGCAACACCGCCCUCCUCCUCCGCACCCACCUCAUCAGUCUAGGGCUCCACGCCCUCUUCCUCGCCCUUCACUGGACCUUCAACCGCCCCCGUGCCCUGAAACCCUACAUUUUCCUCGCCGUCCCGACCCUUCUCAUUGAGUUCUACCUAGACCGACUCGGCCGGCCCCGCCACAACCCGGUCGAUGGCUCUCUCCGUUCCCCCGGGGAGGACCUCGGCGCGGCCGGACUCACGGAGUACAUGUGGGAUGUCCUCUACUGGACCUGGGGCUGCAUCGGAGCCGUCUGCCUCCUUGGAGACCGCGCCUGGUGGCUGUGGGGGGUGAUUCCCCUGUACUCAGUCUGGCUGGCUUACACCACGUUCACCGGCAUGCGGAGCGGUUUGGCGGGCAUGGGGGCUGGUGGCGCCGGCCUGGAUGGUGCCGAUGCGCCGGAGAGCAAGAGGCGGAAGAAGUUGGAGAAGCGAGGAGGGCAGCGGGUGCAGUAUCGGUGAGCCAGCUGAGUAGUAGGCUUGAUUGGUCACACUGGCGGUUGUGAUGAACUUGAUGAUGCUAUUGGAGGAUUAUGUGGAUGAGCCUCAAAACUAGAAUCUGUUGAGCACUACGGUAUAUCCUGGUGCGUUUCCCUCUUGUAUAGAAGAAAAGUUGGUUAUGUCUAAUCGAGCAUCGAACACGAGGUCUAUGUCAGGACUGUAAUAAGAUAGAUAUUAUGAGCAAGGAAGCCAACCACGACGGGUGAUAAGGAAACCCUGAACACGCGAGAAUACCGUACCACG